GCAGCUACGUGUGGGUGACCUGCUCGGUUAGAAGCCCUCGUCGGCCAUCUUUACACAGGGCAGCCUUCCGCGACCAACCGGGCAAAGUGGGGAAAGAGCCUGGCGCUGCCAUCUUUGUGCGGGGCAGCGCUCACGUGAUCGAGAGGGACGUUCCGCGCGGCCAUCUUUGUGCGGGGCGCGCCUGGAGGACGGUGUUGCCGCAGCCGCGGCCAGUGGACGUCCGUUGGCGUGAGGAGGGGCCGGCAGGGCCGCGGCUAGGGCGUACGCCUUCUCGGUAACGCUCGCUUCCUGUGCCGCAGCCUCUCGGCUACGGAGUGCACCGGCCCGGGCCAAUAUCUCUGAUGUAAGCCACGAAGCCGGCCGCGGUUUGUCUUAGCCCCGGGCUGCGCGCACGGUGCGUCGGCUCGGCUGCUCUGGAUCUCAGAAAAUACAACCUCUGAAAUGUCGUCGCCUGGCAACAAUUGCCCGCACUUGGAAUCAGUUGGUGAGAUAACAAAAGAGGAAUUGAUACAAAAAUCUCAUGGCACUUGUCAGGACUGUAAAGUGAGAGGACCUAACCUUUGGGCGUGCUUAGAGAACAGGUGUACGUAUGUUGGCUGUGGUGAAUCUCAUGUUGAUCACAGUACUACCCAUUCCCAGGAAACAAAACACUGUCUAACUGUCAACCUUACUACACUCCGUGUUUGGUGUUAUGCCUGUAGUAAGGAAGUAUUCCUGGAUAGAAAAUUAGGAUCUCAUUCUUCACUACCAAAUGCAAGACUGUCUCAGCAAGUGCAAGAAAAUAGUGUGCAGGAUUUUAAAAUACCUAGUAAUCCCACACUGAAGAUUCCACUAGCAGCUGUAUUUGAUGACUUAGAUAUAGAAGUGGAAGAAGAUGAGUUAAAAACACGAGGUCUAACGGGAUUAAAAAAUAUUGGAAACACUUGUUACAUGAAUGCAGCUUUACAAGCUCUUUCCAACUGCCCACCUUUGACACAUUUUUUUCUUGACUGUGGAGGCUUAGCACGAACAGAUAAGAAACCAGCAAUUUGUAAAAGUUACCUCAAGCUGAUGACAGAACUUUGGCACAAAAGCAGGCCUGGUUCUGUUGUUCCUACUGGUUUAUUUCAAGGAAUUAAAACUGUUAAUCCAACAUUUCGAGGCUACUCUCAACAGGAUGCACAAGAAUUUUUGCGUUGUCUAAUGGAUUUGCUUCAUGAAGAACUUAAAGAACCAGUUGUAGAACUGGAAGAUGCCCAGCCUAUGAGUGGUGAAGAGAGUAUGGAAGAAGACAAGAGCCAGUCAGACAAGAGCUUUCAACCCUGUGAAUCCUGUGGUACCUAUGAAAAAGCAGAAAAUGACACUAUUUUCAAACCUGUCAUAGAGGAUCCUGCAGAGACAACCAUGUUAAUUCAAGAUGAUGAAAACAACUCAGACACAUCCAAAGACUGGCAAAAAGAAAAAAUGCCAAGCAACAAGCUUAAAAGAGAAAAUUCUCUGGAAGACUUGGAAAAAGACACAAACACUGUUUCAGAGACCACUGAAUUUUUAAAUAAUCAGGGAACUGUCAAAGUACAGAUACACAACAGAUUCUCAGAGUACAUCAAUGAUGUCCAUAUGAAUGAUAUAUCUGCUGUCCAAACCUCACCGUCAAAUGAAGGGGUGAACACACGCUUAUCAAACAGUCCUCCAAAAUCAUUCUCAUCAUGCUCUUCACUGGCACUAGUCCACAAAAAAGUUUCAACUGUACCAUCACCAAAAAAGAAGAAGCGCAAGAAGUAUAGGAGUGUCAUCUCUGAUAUAUUUGAUGGGACCAUAAUAAGCUCAGUACAGUGCCUGACUUGUGAUAGGCUGUCUGUAACCCUGGAGACCUUUCAGGAUCUGUCCUUGCCUAUUCCAGGUAAGGAAGAUCUUGCUAAACUCCAUUCUGCAAGUCAUCAGACAUCUCUAGUCAAGGCAGGGUCAUGUGGAGAAGCCUAUGCCCCACAAGGAUGGAUAGCUUUUUUUAUGGAAUAUUUCAAAAGGUUUGUUGUCUCAUGUGUUCCUAGCUGGUUUUGGGGUCCAGUUGUAACCUUACAAGAUUGUCUUGCUGCCUUUUUCGCCAGAGAUGAGCUCAAGGGUGACAAUAUGUACAGCUGUGGAAGGUGUAAAAAGUUAAGAAAUGGAGUGAAAUUCUGCAAAGUGCAAAAAUUUCCUGAGAUACUGUGCAUUCAUCUCAAAAGAUUUAGACAUGAACUUAUGUUUUCCACAAAAAUUGGGACCCAUGUGUCCUUUCCCUUGGAAGGCCUUGAUCUUCAGCCUUUCCUUGCGAAGGACAGUCCAGCUCAAAUAGUGACUUAUGAUCUCCUAUCUGUCAUCUGUCAUCAUGGAACUGCCAGCAGUGGACAUUAUAUAGCUUAUUGUCGUAACAAUUUAAAUAAUUUGUGGUAUGAAUUUGAUGACCAAAGUGUCACAGAAGUAUCAGAAUCCACAGUACAAAAUGCAGAAGCCUAUGUUCUCUUCUACAGAAAGAGCAGUGAAGAAGCACAGAGAGAGAGACGGAGGAUAUCGGGUCUACUGAAUAUGAUGGAACCAAGUCUUCUGCAGUUCUAUGUUUCCAGACAGUGGUUAAAUAAAUUCAAGACUUUUGCAGAGCCAGGACCAAUUUCAAAUAAUGACUUUCUCUGUAUACAUGGAGGUGUUCCUCCACAGAAAGCUAACUUCAUAGAGGACCUGGUUGUAAUGCUACCUCAAAAUAUAUGGGAUAAUCUGUAUAGCAGAUAUGGAGGAGGACCAGCUGUUAACCAUCUGUAUGUUUGUCACACCUGCCAAAUAGAGUCUGAAAGAAUUGAAAAAAGGCGGAAAAAUGAAUUGGAAAUGUUUAUUCGGCUUAAUAGAGCGUUCCAAGAAGAAGAAUCUCCGUCAACGUUUUACUGCAUCAGUAUGCAAUGGUUCAGAGAAUGGGAAGGAUUUGUAAAGGGUAAAGACAGUGAUCCUCCUGGUCCUAUUGAUAAUGCUAAGAUUGCAGUAACAAAGUGUGGAAAUGCUGUGCUAAAACAAGGUGCAGAUUCUGGACAAAUAUCUGAAGAAACAUGGAAUUUUCUUCAGUCAAUCUAUGGUGGAGGUCCAGAGAUUAUACUCAGACCACCUGUUCCUCCUGUAGAACCUGAUAUCUUGCAAACAGAGGAGAAGAUUGAAUUAGAAACCCAUGGUCUGUAGCGAUUGAGAAAAAUAUACAAACUUGUAAGGAAUCCAACUUCCUUACAAAAUGCCCAAAAUACAUUCCUGAAAGUUUUAUUUUCUUAUGUCUGUUGGAGGCACAGUUCACUGGGCAUUACAUUAACUACAGAAUAGUAAGUUGAAAUACGUGUUACAAUUUGUUUAGAGGCUGUAUCUUUGUUUUGGAAGGCAUGUGGUUUGUACAUUUUGGAGUGUUUGGUCAAUGGAAAAAAAGUGUAAUUUCUGAAAUUUUUGGUAUAAGUCAAAAUCCUGUUCUAUCCUUAGACUUGAAAAAUAGCUGACAAAUUUCAGAGAUGUCUAAUUACCCUUCUGUUUCCUGAUUGGGCUUCUGAUAUCUACAAACUUAAUUGUACAGUCUUGACAAGCCUAGGUAUACGGGGAGUAUAUUUUAAAUGGAUUGCAAUCUGAUAAAGAAAAAAGGAUUUUAAUUUCCUAAAUGCUCAGGAAAAAAUGAUCUCACUUAUUUUGCACUGUAAGUAUAUGAAAUGGUAGGAUAUAACAUCCAAAUACUUACUGUAUUUGAAUGGAUCAAACAUUAGCAUAGAUUCAAUAUUGUUUUAGUCAGCAAAUGUCAUAACUUAUUACCUACUAAAUUUUACAUCUUAUUAUAGUCUUCUGUAACUCUAUAAACCUGGUUAUUGUCUUUAAUAGUAUAUGUGACAAAAAGAUUUAGUCUUCUCUAGGGUAAUGUUUGAGAGCAUGAAGUGUGAAAUGUAAAAUGAUUAUGGACAUGAGUGAUAUAAAUUUCAGAAAUUAAAUUGUCUGGUCUCUUGAAUUACAUUCAUAAACAGUUCCAUUUGAAGGAUUUCAUGGUAUUGUUAAAAAUUUUCAUUGGCAUGAUGAUCUAUAAUGUCAGAAGCUGGAUAAAAUGUAUAUAUUGCAAAACUUUACUGAAUGAACCAUAUUGGAAUGCAGAAUGGCACUUGCUUUUGUUUUUGCCUGAUAUUGUUACCAAAUAAGCAGCAUUAUUCAAGGCUGGAUCAAUAAAAAAAAAUAAACUGUGGAAGAGGUGGGGGGGAAAAGCUUUCUUAAAUGAUUUUCAUUUAUUACAUUAAUACAAGAACUUCGGAAGUAGCGCCGUGGUACUGCUCUCACACUCAUGUAUGUCUUGACCACUUGAUAUUUAGGUACUGAUGGUGACAGUUCUAGUUCCAAAGAAAGAAAAUGCCGAUAUCACAUUCUUCUGGAUAAUUUUAUAUCUAGUAUCAAAUCAAACUGGUUUUGAACUUUGUAAAGCACUUAAGCCUUUCUGGUUAAAAAGCCACUUAUAAGAUUCCUAGAGAGAGUGUCCUUAAAUAUUAGCUAAUGUGCUGUAUAGGAGUCAGUUCUGUCUAAAUGUAAAUCCCACUAUUUUCCUCAACCUUCCUGAGAAGAGCUAGAGCAAAAAACAGAUCGGUGAAAAUCAGAGAGGUAAAUGUACAGCAAAAUGAAGCUGCUGAUUAUAUGGCUGGUACACAAGGAAAACAUUUUUCAGUUUUAAACUAUGUUGCAGGAAACUUGGCCAGUCUGUAAACUUUCUGAACUUUUAUCUAAGUACUCAUCUUUAAAUUCCAGAGGAGGUCAUAGGACAUGGGCAGCUGAGAAGCCUUGCAUGUACAUAGGUGUGAAUGUAAAGAAACACUUAGCAGAGACUUUUAAUGUCUGACGAUGCAUUUGAACAAUUUUAUAUUAGUAGAUAAGGCAAUGUGAAAUUGAGUUGAGGUUACCUGUGGAUUUAAGGUAAACACAUCACUUACUACCAUGGACUCAUCUUACUGAUUAAAGUUAACUUGCUUCUGAACAGUCAGCAGUAACUUGCCUUGGCCUGCAGAAGACUGUUCUGACUCCUUACCUCCAUUUUUUGUUCUUUCUUUUUUUCAUAUUAGAGUGACUAAGCUAAACUUGGACUUAUAUUGUCUUAAACUUGUUUUUUUUCCUAAGGUUUUUAUCUCAUUUGAGCUAUUCUUAAGGUUUUCUAAUGUACUAAAGCUAAAUAACAAUGCAUAUAGGUCUGCAUACUUUAGGAAGAAUUUUUAAUUGGAAACUUGGGAGUAUCUCCUUGAUUGGAGCACUGUAGCAUGGCCAAUUUAUUAUUGUUUGUUUUCACUAAUAAUCUGGAUGGUAGAACAGACUGCCCCUAAAAAACAAGAGAAAAAUGGCUCGAGUGUUAGGGACAUCAGGUUGUCAGGGGAAUGAAGCAGUUCUGAGCCGAGUAUUCUGGGUAUUAUAGCAUAUCAGAUGAAGAGUUAAAAUCCAGUGAUACUGAUAAAAAAUGUUCUGGGUAAUAGUAAAAGCAUCAGAUGUGAGGCACAGGAGGUAAUUAUUCUGCUCUACUUGGUGCUGUGCUUAUUGUGAGAUGUCAUUGGUACUGUUCCCAAUUUUGGAUGUUAUAUGAUGAUAGAUACAAGUUGAGGAGAGGUUAUUUGAGAGAAGAACAAGACUCAUUGUUGAAAACAAAGUUGUUCUCUUGCUUAAAAGAGUGUGGAAGGUGCAAGACUUCCAAUGUGAAAAUAGCUGCUGGGUACAAGUGAGCAGUUUUUCCAAAUGAGUAGAGAUAUUUGCCUCAGCUUUAGCAAUGGUGACUUGUGCUGAGUUUAGGUAGCCUAUUUGAAAUUUAGAAAUCUAGCAGUUUUGUCAGCCUUUUCUGCUAUGUGUCUGGGACUUCUUAGUUAAGCACAAACUUAAACUGUGAUGCACCCAGAUCAGCAACAAGAUAGUUCAAAACAGGAGAGUUUGUGAAACCACUGCAGUAAAAGGCAUCUUCACGCUACAACUGUUUGUCAUGCUUAGAAAACAAAAACCCCUGAGUUUGCAGAGAUUAAAUAGAUGUGUUUGUGUUUAAGACAGACGGUUCUAAAGGAAUAUCUAUCUUGCUUUUAUUCCUUUGAGAGCUCUACAAGGGAUUUUAUGCCACAGAAAUGGAAGUAGCCUUUUAAAGCAAGACAGUGUGGGAGAACUCCAGAUGGAUGGCUUGUGUAUGCUGGAGGGAAGGCAGCAAUUCACACACUAGCUAAAGAAGCAGCCUUUACUGUGAAGAGCUGUCUGAUUUGCAGCAAAGAAAGAAUGCAUCUCAGGAAAGAGCUGUGGAAAUUAUUUUUUUCCAUUAGCCUUUCACCAGACUAUUUGGAUUCUUUGUUCAUAUUUUUCCAGUUGAGGAAACACAGCGAUGUGUUUGAGUGCCAGGGAAGCUGUCAUGUCAAGAAGGGAAAAUCCAGUGAAGUCCUUGUUUACAGGCCUGGGAAUCUAGAUUUGAGCUUUUGAAAGCUUGUUUUUCAGUCUGGUAACUUUAUUUCUCCCUUCUGGGGAAAAUUCCAUGGUGGGUAUGGGGGACUUAACAGCUCAAAGCUUGAUUUCUCUAAAUUUUUGAAGGUGUUCUGUUUUUUUACAAAUAGUAUAGUAUUGUAGUUUUAUAGUUCAUCUGAACCCCAAACAGCGAGGAGAGUGCUUUAGAUAUUCUGUGAUGUAGCUGAAGAGCAUAACUGAUUCUGAGGUGACAGCUAAGUAGUCUAUAUGCCUAGCUGUAAAAUUUUGCCAUGUUAUGCUUUUACUGACUUAAAGGCCAGUCUUUCCUGUCCCUGGAACAUUAGGAAAUGAAGGAAGUUCUGAAGAUAUUCCAUGUUAACUUGGGUAGUCCAGAAAGCUGUUUCUGCAAAGAUAACCUGAAUUAUCCCUAGACACAGGACUACAUGUAGAAAGAGAUACAGGUAACUACAUGUAAUAUAAUUCUCUAGUUUCUUAAUUGAACUGUGGCUGGAGGCACUACAGUAAUUAUUCUUGUUUCUAUGUUGGACUAGUGACCUUGAGUAGAUAUAUCCGAUUAAAGGUUAUUUUUUGUUUUUAAAUAGAUAAAUGAUACUCAACUGACUGCUGUAAUGGGUGUUAGCUUUCCCAUCAGUAACGGACAGAAAGUUUGCUAGGUAAGUUACUCUUCAAUAAUACACUGUUCAAAAGCUGUAGCAAGGCACAAUGGAAAAAGGCAAAAGCUAUUUUUAUUAAUUCAUAUAAAACAAACUCAGAACCAUUUUAACAACUCUGCAUAUUUUAUUUAAAUACUGUUGUAACUGUGAGCCAUUGAUCUGUCUGAAUGCAGCAAAGACAUUUUUUAAGGUAUCCUCUAAUAUCUAUUGACCAAAUCUGCUGUAUGGCAAGUGCUCUGGUGAGACACUGCAAACCUGACAAAUCUGAAUUCAAAGAAGCAGAGACAUUGUUGCUACACGUCCCUGACAAUGGUAAAAAAAUGUUUCAUUUCAAUUUUGCUGCUCUAAGUGUUGUACUAUGAUUAGUACACCUGCUACAUGCAGCUGGGUCAAUGGAAGCUAAUUUAUUUUGUGGGUUUUUUAAAAGUUAAUUAAUCUAUUUCAUCUUAGUGAUAUCAUAUUUGGUCUGGAAGUUCUAGUCUGUUUAGCUUUGCUUGGGAGUCACAUAGUCAAGUGGGAAUGCUUACCGUCCUAUCAACAGAGCUAUGCUGAUAUGAACUAUACAAAUAGAGAUGUUGGAAGAUUGGAGAUAACAAAUAAUGCAUUAGACCCUCCUCUGGAGGGUAAAUGUGUUGUACUCUUAGAAUUCUGUUCAUCCAGCAGAGUGUAACACUCAGUGAUAUAUGAAAGAAUUUAUAUUUAGAGUCUUUUGUAAAUUCAUUUGGCCCUGUAUUUUGGUCGAGAGCCCCAAAGCAAGGUAAUUUCAUAUAAGUAUGUUGCAUCAGUGAUAUGUCCCACUUAUACCAGCAUAUAGGAUAUCAGCAUUAAGCAUUAGAAAUAUAUUUGGCUAUAAAAUAUAUUACAUGCAUGAAGCAGUUUUCAUUGGCAGACCCAAAUUAAACAUGUCUGGUGUAAUUUGAUGUGAUAUGCUAAUGCAUUAUGUAAGAAUAUGGCUUCUCAGAUUCACUGUAUAUUCACUUAUAUAGUGAUUGGCUUUUUGUAACACAAGACAUCCUAGGUUUUCUUAAAAGGGCUAAAGCCAGGAAGUUUCUUUCAAAGUAGUAGUAGUAUAGGCAUUUAUUUAUAAUGGUACUGCUAACAUUUGGCUUUAAUUGAUAAAUUAUCCUGUUGUUCAUCACUGAAGUUCAUUUGGAAAAAUCAGACCUGAGAUUUGGAAAAUUUCCAGGAAAACUUAGCAGAUUAUGUCUGUCCAAAGGGGCAACUGGUUUCUUCAUGUUUGCCAUACAACUAUUUUAUACUGAGCUAAGAAAAUUCUGUUCCAUUUUGAAUUCCAUAUAUACAUCUGGCUUAGUGCAGUCUAAGCAGUUUUCUCACUGAAAACCUUUCAGCUCUUCAUUUUGCCCAGGAAAUGAGUAAAACAACUAGGCUUUUUCAUUUUUCGAAACAGAUGGCUUUUCUGGCUUCCCUCUCUAUUUAAGCCAUCCAGAGCUGACAAUUAGUAGCAGGAAGCAAAAUAAGAGUUCUAGAUUUCUGAAGUGUCAUAAAGAAAGACAAAUCACUUUCAGUGUUAUUUCACAGAAAUUAUCUGGUUGCAAACAAAUUUCGUUUAUAUUAAAUCUUCUGCCUUCAAAAUCUGAGUAGAUUAGGAAACAACCUUGUUCAAUAAAAAAAAAUUAAAAGCGCUAUUCUCACUAACAAUGAAA
Messenger RNA from Colius striatus (speckled mousebird), 8758 nucleotides. RefSeq names its product ubiquitin specific peptidase 33 (gene USP33). Gene Ontology annotation, biological process: protein deubiquitination. Bases 442 to 3177 code for a protein of 911 amino acids. Gene Ontology annotation, molecular function: zinc ion binding; cysteine-type deubiquitinase activity. NCBI's taxonomy places the organism in Eukaryota, Metazoa, Chordata, Aves, Coliiformes, Coliidae. The transcript is spliced from 24 exons. The record is from RefSeq and is a predicted model, not a curated record.